GGUUUAGGCUUUUUUUCUUAUGACUAUUAGGACCCUGAAAACCCCCCUAGUUUUCAGUAUUCAUCUCCUCAAUUCUCCAGCUUAAGUUUAUGGCGACGGUGAACGAUGGAAGGGCUCGCUACGAAAGCGGUGGAGCCGAAGAAAAACCCCGUAAGAGGCCUUUUCGUCCAGAGAUGAAUGAAGAACCCCAGAGUGUUUCUCAGGAGGCUGGGCGAAAUAAUUCAACUGGAGGAUCAUAUGAAGGUGCGAAUUCUAUUAGCAUCUCUGCUUCCACUGGGGUAUCAGAGCUUCAACAAAUGUGCAAACAGAAAACCUUUACUUGGUCUAAAAUUCAACACCCAACGACUAUGGAAAAUCUCCCGGAUGAUGCUUUGGUAAACAUAUUCAUCCGAUUAUUGGCAAAACAGGUUGCUCAAAUGAGAUCUGUCUCGAAAUCUUGGAAUGCCUUCUUAUCUCAUCCAUCCUUUAUAAAAUCCCACCUCCAUCAUUCCAUCAAUAACAAGGAUCGACUUCUCUUGGUCUUCUACAACGAGACAUCUUCUUCUGACCCUGAACCAUUCACUGUACACCCAUGUCGAUCUCCAUAUCCCGAACCCACUAAUUUCAUCAAACUCCCUGCGGUUAAUCCCAAAUCUGGACAUACUACCAGCAGCAUCAGAGUCAUCGGUUCUGUUCACGGCUUAAUAUGCUCUCGUUACGGUUAUGAUGUCAUUCAAAUUUGGAAUCAUUCUAUUUCCACCGUGUCAACUCUCCCACCACAUUAUAUACCCUCCAGUGAUCAUAGUUAUGAAAUUUAUUUCCGGUUUGGGUUUGAUCCAAAAACAGAGGAUUACAAAGUUGUUAAGAUUAUAGGCCUUACCGGUACUUUACCACAUAUUGUUGAAGAGUGGCUGCAAGUUGAGGUUUAUAGCAUGAAAAGAGGUUCAUGGGAGUUUGUUUCUCAAAGGUUACCAUCGCACGUCAUAAUGCUAAUCAAUUGCGACGUCGUUUGUGUAGAUGGGCAUGGUGGAUAUCUUCAUUGGCAUGCCUUUAUUCUUGAUCAGGAGGAGGAGCUAGAAACGAUAGUGGCAUUUGAUUUGGGUUCAGAGACAUUCCGUGAGAUACGUUUUCCAGAUUCUGUACUUGAUAGCAAACGCUCGAAUGCUUUAGGAGGUUUGGGGGGAAAGCUUUGUGUGAUGUCAUGGUAUGAGGAGGAUGAUGUAUGUGAGGUGUGGGUGAUGGAUGAGUAUGGGGUGACUGAAUCAUGGGCGAAACAUUAUGUUAUGUCGCAUUUGCAUUUACCGAGUGGUGUAGGUUAUGGAUUCACAUCACACAAUGAGGUUCUUAUUGUAGAUGAUGAUUUCCGUAUUGUUUUGUAUGACCCAACUGCAAGGAAAGCUAAAAUCUUAGACAAAUUUUGUCAUGGAAAUGACAGCAUGGAAAAAUUUGUGGAGUAUAUCGACAGUCUUAUUUGGGUGGCACCUCCCAUGCGUGAGAUGGUGAAUGGUGCAUGACAAAGUUAAAAGCGAGAGAUGUUACCUUGUUUAACAUGUGGACAUGUACGUUUGAAUUUUAUCUUGUAAAAUCCUAAAGUUUUGUGGAGUCUAGGUUUUCGAGUUGUGCUAAGUUUUUCAAUGUUAAUUGAAGUGGUUUAAGUGUUUAAAAA
Messenger RNA from Lactuca sativa (garden lettuce), 1645 nucleotides. RefSeq names its product F-box/kelch-repeat protein At3g06240. Gene Ontology annotation, molecular function: protein binding. The record is from RefSeq and is a predicted model, not a curated record. Lineage: Eukaryota; Viridiplantae; Streptophyta; Magnoliopsida; Asterales; Asteraceae.